AUGCGAGCUCUGUCCAUGUCGAUUGCGAGGGAGUAUGGGCCGAAAGGAGUGCAUACUGCGCAUGUGAUUGUGGAUGGUGUGAUUGAUACAGACUUCACUAAGAAAUGGACCAAGGAUAUGUCUACGGAGGCGACGAUUGCUCCAGGUGAUAUCGCGGAGAGCUAUUGGAGUUUGCAUACGCAGAGUAAGAGGUGCUUUACUAACGAGAUUGACAUUCGGCCGAUGUUGGAGAAGUGCAUUUCGGACACAUUGAAAGUGUCCAGCAGCCAAGUCAACAACACUUCUUCCUUCAUCUACCCCUUAAAAAUGAAUCCCAAGCCCUGCACCAUCUGCUCCCUAGCUCCACCCAACCCCCCUCAAGCCCUCCCAAUCUCAGCGCCAUUUACUCCAGACAACAACAAAGACCUUUCCACCUGCUUCAUAGAAUUCGCCAACAAAAUCUAUCAAAUCUAUUGGAAAGAGCCCUCCACACAAUACCCAGACCUUACCAAUUUUCCCUCUCUACAAGAGGGCACAACAUACGAACCCGUACCCCUCAGCCCUCCAAUAGCCGAACUUUUCGCUACUUCGACGUUGAUCAAUUACGGUGUAGACGGAUGUAUUCGAUGCACCCAUAGUGAUACCGAGCUCCUGCCGAUCGUCAAAAUUGCGCUGCCUCGUCAAAUCUCGCGAGCUCGUGUGCAGUACGAAAUUGCCAUGCUGAAAGAGAUGAAGCGUUGUGAAAUUCCUGUGCCGGAAUUCGAUCCUGUGCCAUUGGUGGAUUUGGAGGGGGGGAUAUUUGGCUAUCGUAUGGAAAAACUCUUUUCGCUGGAUUUUAAGGCUUUGGGGGCUGUUAAAGAAGAGUUGAGGGAGAUUGUGGAUCGUUUGCAUGAGUGUGGUUUUUCGCAUGGGGAUUUGAAUCCGAGUAAUGUUAUGAGAGAUGGGAGGGGGAGACUUGUUUUGAUUGAUCCGAGUUUUUCGGGGAAGAUUGGGGAAGUUGUUCCGAGUCAUGUACCCUCGUGGCAAUAUGAGGGUAGUGUGUUUUCUACUGCUACCGAUGAAACAUAUUUGAAGCAAUUUUUUGGCUGA
Sphaerulina musiva SO2202 is the source of this 1068-nucleotide messenger RNA. RefSeq lists its product as uncharacterized. The record is from RefSeq and is a predicted model, not a curated record. Bases 1 to 1068 code for a protein of 355 amino acids. Lineage: Eukaryota; Fungi; Ascomycota; Dothideomycetes; Mycosphaerellales; Mycosphaerellaceae. The transcript is spliced from 2 exons.